CACGCAAAGAAUAACUUUCAACUCACCUUCAUCUCAAUUUGCCCCUACCGCAACAAUCAAUGCAAGUGGGACCGUCUCGCUGACCUUCGACAAUCGUAAAGCCACCUCAGGAGCUUAGUACCUUGAUUAUUCCAUCCGGAUCCUAGUCUACCUUUCUUCCAGUAGUUUCCAUCCCCGUGGGCCAAUAUGACUGCCACAACAAGAUCUGCGGCCAAGAAAGAGGGCAAAUCAGACGGUGCGCCUCCAGCCUCAGAGGCUCACACCGGGUCGAAACACAAAACUGGAGAAGGCGCAGGGUCUCCCAAACCCAAGCGAAGCAAGAAGGAGGGAAAACAGCAGAAGAGCAUCCCUGAGACAAUUAAGGGCCAGAAUGGAACCCACAAAGAGAAGACCACUGCAGGCACCGAAGGAAAAGGGGAUCAUGCUUCUUCUGCAGUGGAACCGCAUGGCCGUGAAGAAGCCGAGUCAGUCCCAUCCAGCAUCCUCGAGAAGGGCAUCAUCUACUUCUUCUUCCGCGGCCGGGUAAACGUCAACCGGCCCUCGAAUGUCGACCAAAUAGCCAGAACCUACAUUAUUCUGCGUCCCGUAGAGAAGGACGCCAAGCUCGGGAGCGGGCCGAUUGGGGAUGCCGGCAACAGCCGCCUCUGCAUGAUUCCAAAGAAAGUGCUGCCUCAGAGUGGCCGAGACCGGUGGAUCUCGUUCGUCGAGAAGUCUGGCGCAUCCUUUCAGAAGCUCAAGGAGGAAUUUUUGGCCUCGUCCGACUAUGAAACCAAGACAGCCGGCACACGGCACACGCCCGCGGCAACCCCCGUGGCCGAAGGCGUCUACGCCAUUACCAGCACGGGGAGAGAGAGCCAUCUGGCGUACAUCCUGACCCUGCCCGAGAAACUGGGCGAGGUGCAGCGGGAAGUGGGACUCAAGGAGAAGGGUAGCUUCAUUAUCAGCACCAAGAAUCCGCAGUACCCGGGCCCGGCGAACGCGAGGCUGCCAAAGUCUCCGGAUUAUCCAGAGGAGUUACUUAAAGAAUUCCGGUCACUUCGCUGGGUGCCGACCCAGCCAAAGCACCUUGACUUUGCCAACACGCAGUUCCUGCUUGUCGGUGAGUCUUCCGGGAUCGAGAAAGCGCUAGAGCCACAAAAGGAGGACCAAGAGGACGGCAAGGCAGAGCCGGUAGAGGAGAUGGAAAAGCUGGAAACUGAAGACACGGAGAGGAUGAAGGGUCUGAGCAAUGACGAUUCAAGCCGCAUCUUUGCCGAUCUGCAGGUGGACGCUGGGAACUAUCCGAGGUUGCAGACGACGUUCUGAGAUACAUUGUCUGCAAGGGAAAUGAAUGCAAAAGUCUUAAAAGAUCUGGAGAUCCAGGAUCUCCGACGGUUUGCUACCGGCCGCGGAUUCUGGGCAGAUGUGACAGGCUUCUGGCUUUCACGGCGUACUGGUUGGCGUCCUGUCUGUUUAGGUUCUUAAAGAACCGCAAAAACGUUCAAAGAAUAAUGGAACUGACUGGCAAUGAAAUACUACUAGUAACUCAUGCUCCGAGGUAGGCUGUCAUCAGGCAUGCUAUAUCUCAGGCUGCUCUAGAGCAACGGUCGCACAGGAGAUCUCAAUGCUAGCCGACGAGAUCACUGGCAGACUCUUGGUGGGUUGGGAUGUUACAAUU
Messenger RNA from Canariomyces notabilis, 1657 nucleotides. RefSeq lists its product as uncharacterized. Bases 187 to 1305 code for a protein of 372 amino acids. The transcript has 2 exons. The record is from RefSeq and is a predicted model, not a curated record. Lineage: Eukaryota; Fungi; Ascomycota; Sordariomycetes; Sordariales; Chaetomiaceae.